AUGCAGAACACGGUGCAAAAUUCGAGUGCAGUGACGGGUCAGGUCUCUACGGAGACCAAUAUCUCUCAGAUAAUUACCACUUCUGAACCGAUGAGUAAUGAGAAAAGAAUGAACUUUGAAGAGGAGAGGACUCGACUGUACGCCCAAUUGAAUGAAAAGGACGACGAGAUCGACAAAUACAGUCAGCAGUUGGAGAAACUUAAGCAACAAGUGGUAGAACAGGAAGAGUUGAUCGCCUCUUCUCGACGAGACAACGAACGCCUCCAACAGGAAAACGAAUCCGCAAAUAAAGAGGUGACACAAGUUCUGCAAGCGUUGCAGGAAUUGGCCGUCAAUUAUGACCAGAAAUCACAAGAAGUUGAAUCACGAAAUCGAGAGUUUGACACUUUGAGUGAAGCUCUAGACGCAAAGUUAAGCGCAAUGAAUAUCUUUCGAUCGGAAUCAACGCAAAUGAAGGAACAAAGUCUCCUACAGAGGAACCGACUCAACCCAAUGCUCACACAUUUAAUGAAAGAUUUAGGAGAAGUGGGUAUUAUUUUAGGGGCUAAUUCGAGCUCUAGUAUCGGCGAACUCAAAAUGGCCGGAGAUUGCAAUAAAAUAGAAGACGAAUUCACUGUCGCCCGACUAUACAUCAGUCAAAUAAAGAGUGAGGUCAAGGCAAUGACUUUGCGAACGCAACACAUGGAAUGCCUUCAGACGACUUGCAAUAAAAAGAUUGAAUCGUACGAAAAAGAUUUGGCCGAAAGUAAGCUUCUUAUCAGUGAAUACGAAGCGAAGAUGAAGUGCUUACAAGAGUCGAUGCGUGACAUCGAGAACACGAAGCAUUCGCUCAAAGAAGCUGUGGAUCAUCUGAACGAAGAGUGCACUAAACUUAAAGCGGCCGAAGGGUUGCGUGACGUGACCACCAAAGAGAAGCAAAAAGAAAAGGAUUCGAUCGAGAAGAUGAAGAAAGCGUUGGAACAACAGAUUGAGAAACACCGGGAAAACCAUAUAAAACACUUGUCAGCGCUCAGGGAUGAGAUCGCAGAGAAACAGUCAAUCAUUGAUCAGUUAACAGAAGCGAAUCAAAAGCUGACAUUAGCUCAGGAGGGUCUUCAACUCGAAACCAACAAACUCAAGUAA
Medioppia subpectinata is the source of this 1122-nucleotide messenger RNA. The record is from the annotation of a GenBank genome assembly. Lineage: Eukaryota; Metazoa; Arthropoda; Arachnida; Sarcoptiformes; Oppiidae.